UGCAGACUGUUGAGUCCGAUGAAGAAUCUUAUGUUACGCUGGCGGCAAUAACGCAUUCGUCCCUCCCAAACGCCCAACGCAGCGACCUCACUGUAGACCGCAGGAACCGAUGCCACCACUCUGACGCCAUACGCCGCCCUGUUCCAGUUUGGCUCGGCGGCAGCAGCAGCAUUAAUCACAACGCCUUUACCUAAUCAUACGAUGCAGUGGCCUCGGCCGCUGGGAUCCCGUUCGGCAACGUGGUGUCGCCAAGCUUUGGUGUCGACAAGCAAUUCAACCUGUCCAAGGCUUUGAGUUGUUCGACAAUGUGGCCUCGGCACAGGCCGCCAUCCAGGCGAUGCACGGUUUCCAGAUCGGCACCAAGCGGCUGAAAGUGUAGCUGAAGCGUACGAUGGUCGCAUCGAAACCGUACAAGAGCCGGAAGUGGAAAAAAGUGUGAGGCAGGAAUUCUAAGCGCUAGUCGCGAAAUUGCUGGCAGUAAAAUCCUGAUUGAGCACGGAGGAGUUCCAGGACUCGGAGGAACCAGGAUGCAAUCGCCUUCCAAGUGGCCUCGACGUAUACGAAAAGUUUUAUUCGUCAAAUACCAUGACGGUGACAGUCUGGUAGGAAAGGAGUCGUUUUCUUCAGGCAACCAUACAAGAGGUCGUCUCUAAGCUAGGAAGGCCUUGAUGCUUGAGACAAAACCACAGUUUGUCGGAUGGAUUAUUCUACCGGAAGGCAAGCUGCCGUAGGUCAUCUUGAUUUCAGAGGGGUCUGACGAAUACGACGGAAAUAAUUUACAACAUGAAGCUACGAGAAGAAUUUCUGUAUUUUCGAUUCAUCCCGGAUUUUUUAGAGCUGCUCCAAAGCCUGAAUAGCAACCGUGGAGGAACAAUUUUAUGCUUCGUUAUCUUCGUGGGUUUUGAAUCAAAACCGUUGCAACAUCCUUCUCCGAGUUUUCUUCGACUCAGCAACGAACCUGCACCAAUCUUUACUAAGGCAAUUGCAUCCGGAUUCGACUGCUUAGCUGAUGCACCGAGCGUAAUGAACGAAUCGCGAAACAAACUUCCUCUCUCGGGCAUUUUGGCGCAACGAUUCGUGUAUUCCGUUUGCUUGAUACUGAUCCCGGAAAAGCCAGACAACGAUGAUUCCGACAUAAAUAAUUAUAAUAAAUUGUAAAACGUCGCUACUGGAAGUUUAGAAUUUUGAGAUGAAAAUUAUAUUCAAUAAACAAUGAUAAAAAAAAUGUAAACAACAGCUCUUAUGAGAGCUUGGCGACGUCUAAUAAUCUUUCUCUUUCAGGCGCAUAGAAAACCCUAUCCUUUCUAUGCGCUUGAAAGAGAAAGAUGAUUAGACAUCAGCAAGCUCUAUUUCAUGAAAGAAAACAAAAACAAGAAGAAGAACCCCAAAUCAGGAGCUCGAUGUGGCUUGACGUUCCAUAGCAGGACA
Messenger RNA from Armigeres subalbatus, 1428 nucleotides. RefSeq lists its product as uncharacterized. NCBI's taxonomy places the organism in Eukaryota, Metazoa, Arthropoda, Insecta, Diptera, Culicidae. The record is from RefSeq and is a predicted model, not a curated record. The transcript is spliced from 4 exons. Bases 784 to 1158 code for a protein of 124 amino acids.